AUGGGAUCUAUAUUCUCUUGCUUAAGUGGCAUUGUCUCCUCUAUUGCCUCGCUUCUAUCAGGGUUGAUUAGUGCUGUUGCCGGUUUCUUCCAAGCUAUUAUCUCUGCUAUUGUUCGUUGUAUUACUGGUAUUUUCGGAGCUCUUGCUACAAUCGUAACUUGCGGUCAUUACAGGAGAGGAGGGCGGUCGACGUACUAG
Mycotypha africana is the source of this 198-nucleotide messenger RNA. RefSeq lists its product as uncharacterized. NCBI's taxonomy places the organism in Eukaryota, Fungi, Mucoromycota, Mucoromycetes, Mucorales, Mycotyphaceae. The record is from RefSeq and is a predicted model, not a curated record. The transcript has a single exon. The coding region runs from base 1 to 198 and encodes 65 amino acids.